Molecule: messenger RNA, 1314 nt
Organism: Exophiala bonariae
Lineage: Eukaryota; Fungi; Ascomycota; Eurotiomycetes; Chaetothyriales; Herpotrichiellaceae
Exons: 2
Coding region: 1-1314 (437 amino acids)
Biological process (GO): fatty acid beta-oxidation
Cellular component (GO): mitochondrion
Molecular function (GO): acetyl-CoA C-acetyltransferase activity
Source: RefSeq, a predicted model, not a curated record
AUGACGUCCUUUGCCUCUUCAACUGCUCGAGCAGCUUCAAGGGUUCCUUCCAGUUCGGCUGGUGCUCGCCUUACCCAGAUGCGCAGUCAUUUCAGCACUUCGUCUGUGGCUCGAAAAGAAAUCCAAGAUGCAUAUAUCAUCUCCGCCUCCCGAACACCCACUGCCAAAUUCAAUGGCUCUUUCAUGGGUCUCUCUGCUCCUCAACUCGGUGCCGUCGCGAUUAAAUCUGCCGUUGAGAAGUCCAAAGUUCCCAUCGCUAAAAUCACUGAUGUCUACAUGGGCAAUGUUCUAUCAGCAGGCGCUGGUCAAGCCCCUGCACGACAAGCCCUGAUCUUUGCCGGUUUGCCAAACACCAUCGAGGCAGUCACCAUCAAUAAAGUCUGUGCUUCUGGCCUGAAAGCUGUUAGCACGGCGGCUCAAAACAUCCAACUUGGUCUUGCGGAGGCCCAAGUUGCGGGAGGUAUGGAAAAUAUGUCUCGUGUUCCAUACUUUGUGCACCGGGCUGCUCAACAACCCCCUUUUGGUCAUAUUCAACUGAAAGAUGGUCUGAUCGAGGAUGGUCUCUGGGAUGUUUAUAAUCAGUUCCAUAUGGGCAAUUGUGCAGAGAACACAGCCAAGAAGUACCAGAUUUCCAGAGAACAGCAAGAUGCUUAUGCCAUUCAAAGUUUCGAGCGCGCACAAAAGGCCUGGGCCGAAAAGAAAUUUGCUGAUGAAAUCGCCCCUGUCACCAUCAAAGGCAAGAAAGGUGAGACCGUCAUUUCAGAAGACGAGGGAUACCAAAAUCUCAAAAAGGACAAAGUUGCAACCUUGAAGCCUGCAUUUGUUCGUGAUGGUACCGGCACAGUCACUGCUGCCAACUCUUCCACGUUCAACGAUGGUGCAAGUGCUGUGGUGGUUGUCAACAAGGCUUUGGCUCAACAGUACGGCAAGGAUAGUCGAGUCCUAGCUCGCAUUGUCAGUUCUGCCGAUGCCGCAAUUGAUCCCGUUGAUUUCCCUGUCGCGCCAGCCAAGGCUGUUCCAAUCGCCUUGGAACGUGCAGGGAUUAAGAAGGAGGACGUUGCUAUUUGGGAGUUCAAUGAGGCUUUCGCCGCCGUCAUCAAGGCCAACGAAAAAAUUCUCGGUCUCGAGAAUGCCAAUGUCAACCCUCUCGGAGGCGCCAUCUCACUGGGUCACGCCUUGGGAAGCUCUGGUUCUCGCAUUCUUACAACACUACUCCAUCAACUGAAGCCGGGGGAGUAUGGUGUAGCAGCUAUUUGCAACGGCGGCGGUGCAGCCACUGCUAUGGUCGUGCAGAGGAUUGAGAGCGUUGAGUAA